Molecule: messenger RNA, 402 nt
Organism: Bipolaris zeicola 26-R-13
Lineage: Eukaryota; Fungi; Ascomycota; Dothideomycetes; Pleosporales; Pleosporaceae
Exons: 1
Source: RefSeq, a predicted model, not a curated record
ACGAGCGGCGCUACGGUUAAAGACAAAUUAAUAGCCUCUAGCAAAAUAAGCGCAAGCACUAUCGCCUCAAUAAAUGUGGUACCGAAGAGUCCUCAGGAGCCUCUACAUAGGCACGUUUUACCCAUCUUGCCACAUAAUCCACCCAACGAGCAGGCACUCAACGAGCAGGCACCCAACGAGCAGGCACCCAACGAGCAGACACCAGCUCCACGAUAUUCAUAUCAACACUUACAGCUUUUCGAGAACAUGGUUUUAACUAUACAGAAGGCACAAACCGACCUUGAACACAGCAAGGUUACUAAACAUGGCUACCUCAUACUAGAGUCUAGCCCCCUUGACGAAGACUUAUCUGAAUUUUGGGAUGGAUAUGAAGCGGUGCCCUAUAACAAGAAUAUGGUAUAG